Messenger RNA from Spizellomyces punctatus DAOM BR117, 966 nucleotides. Its product is annotated as ADP-ribosylation factor. The coding region runs from base 204 to 749 and encodes 181 amino acids. Gene Ontology annotation, biological process: intracellular protein transport; vesicle-mediated transport. Gene Ontology annotation, molecular function: GTPase activity; GTP binding. Gene Ontology annotation, cellular component: plasma membrane; cytoplasm. NCBI's taxonomy places the organism in Eukaryota, Fungi, Chytridiomycota, Chytridiomycetes, Spizellomycetales, Spizellomycetaceae. The record is from RefSeq and is a predicted model, not a curated record. The transcript has 4 exons.
GGGCUUUGUUGACACUUGCGGGCCAGUACUUUCCUGCAAUCAUCCAUUUCCAUCUUGUGUGUUUUUGUUGGGGUUUUCAGCUGAAUACACACUCUUGUUUGAGAUUUGUCCCACCUGCCACAUCACACACACACACGCCAACACUCCGAUUGGAUCCCAGACUCGAGAUACCCAUUUAUUAAAAACGAAAAACACAAUCAAUAAUGGGUCUCUCCAUCUCAAAACUAUUCCAAGGGCUUUGGGGCCACAAGGAAAUGCGUAUUCUGAUGGUUGGUUUGGAUGCUGCGGGAAAGACGACCAUCUUGUAUAAACUCAAGUUGGGGGAGAUUGUUACGACGAUUCCUACUAUUGGUUUCAACGUGGAGACAGUAGAAUACAAAAACAUUAGUUUCACUGUAUGGGAUGUCGGAGGUCAAGACAAGAUUCGUCCCUUGUGGAGGCACUACUUUCAAAACACCCAGGGCAUCAUCUUUGUCGUCGACUCAAACGACCGGGACCGUGUCGGUGAAGCCCGUGACGAACUCCAACGCAUGUUGAACGAAGACGAACUCCGGGAUGCUGUUUUACUUGUUUUCGCCAACAAGCAGGAUCUCCCCAACGCCAUGAGUGCACCGGAAAUCACAGACAAGCUUGGUUUGCAUUCCCUUCGUCAGCGUCACUGGUUCAUUCAGGCUGCGUGUGCCACGUCGGGUGAUGGAUUGUAUGAGGGGUUGGAAUGGCUUAGCUCAAGCUUGAAGCGUAAGCAGUAAACGAGAGGUGUGCGUGUGCGUGUGGAGGAGGAGUAUUACCGGUUUUUUUUCUUGAUUGUUUAAUAUAGUGGGACAAGAGAUGAAUGAGUGUUGAUGGCUUUUUUUUGGGAAAAAGAGAUGAAAUCCCUUGUCGCUCUCGCUCUCUAUAGUGUGUGUGCUUUUUUUUAUUUUUUUUUAAAAAAAAUACAAAUAUCUGGUGUGUGUGGGUUGAGACGGA